CUCUCUUCCCCAAAAAGCCCCUUUUCUUCUCUCUAUUAUUUGCACACAUCACUCCCCAUUUCUGCACAAACCUUUCACAGAAAAUUAUGAAACCCCUCGAAAAUCACACCUCCUCUACCGCCACAGCUACCACUUCCUCCGCCGUGCCGGAACCCGAAAUUGAAACCGAAACUGGUUCUGCGGUAGAGUCUGGCAUGUUCUCUGACGAUAUUGAUAGUUCAUGUUCCACUCCGUACGUUAGUGCUCCUUCAAGUCCAGGCCGUGGCCAACCACAUAGUGGCUUCUAUUACAGUGCUCCGGCGAGUCCUAUGCACUUUGUUUUGUCAACUACAAGUGUGAAGAAGAAUGUUGCUAGCACAUCAAUUUCUUCUCCUUCUGAAGAUUUCGACUUCUCUGCUAGGCUUACUACCGACGGCGCCGCCGCGGAUGGAUCCAUGAGCUCUGCCGACGAGUUAUUCCUGAACGGCCAGAUCCGGCCGAUGAAACUUUCUACUCACCUUAAACGCCCACAAAUCCUCGCACCAUUGCUUGAUCUCGACGAAAAUGAGGACGAAGAGGAGAAAGGCUGUAGGGGAAGAGAUAUGAAGCUGCGUAAUAGAUCGUUGAGAAGAAGGACUAGAUCCAUGUCACCACUUCGAACGACGUCGUUCGAGUGGCACGAGGAUUAUGAAGAGGAGGAGGAAUUAGAAGUUGUCAAGGAGAAGAUAAACGAGAAGAAUGAAAUAGAAGAGAUAAUAAAACAAUUAGAUGAGGAAGAAACUUCGAAUGAAACGACGCCGUGUCCUUCUGGGUCUUCUUCGAGGUCGUCUUCAGUUGGGAGGAGCUCAAAAAGAUGGGUAUUCUUAAAGGAGUUUUUAUAUAGAAGUAAAAGUGAAGGAAGAAACAACGGUCACAAGUUUUGGAGUGGGAUCUCGUUUUCACCUGUGAAAGACAAGAAACUGGAGAAAAUUUCAGCCCACAAAACUCCAGAAAACUCUGCAACUGACUAUGCAAACACCGCUGAAACUAAGAAAGUGAAACAAACAAAAGAAGGGAAGAAGAAGCCUGUGAAUGGAAAUGUAGCAAAUGGGAUAGGGAAGAGAAGAGUGCCGCCGUCGCCUCAUGAGUUGCACUACACUACAAAUAGAGCACAAGCAGAGGAAAUGAGGAAGAAGACAUUUUUGCCGUACAGGCAAGGAUUGCUUGGAUGUUUAGGGUUCAGUUCAAAGAGUUAUGGAGCGAUGAAUGGUUUUGCUAAAGCUUUGAAUCCUGUUUCUUCGAGGUAAUAAAAUUUGUAUAUCUAAUCAUAAUUAUUAUUAUUAUUACUAUAUCUACUAUCAUCCAUCAGAGUGGACUGUGGAGAGAUAUUUUUAAGUGAUUGUAUAGAUUUUUCUUUUCAUUUUAUGGUAAUGUUUUUUAUGUUAUUCUGUUAUCUAUUUUGUAUGUAGUAAUUGAUGGCAAAUCCACUACUGCUUAUUGUGAUGGGAUUUUGUUUAGCCAUUCAUGGAAACUUUAUGUUAGAUCCUCUAAUUUUGCUUGUGAAAAAGAGUUUCAUGAGAUCA
Nicotiana attenuata is the source of this 1541-nucleotide messenger RNA. RefSeq lists its product as uncharacterized. Lineage: Eukaryota; Viridiplantae; Streptophyta; Magnoliopsida; Solanales; Solanaceae. Bases 87 to 1265 code for a protein of 392 amino acids. The transcript has a single exon. The record is from RefSeq and is a predicted model, not a curated record.